Juglans microcarpa x Juglans regia is the source of this 633-nucleotide messenger RNA. RefSeq lists its product as uncharacterized. The record is from RefSeq and is a predicted model, not a curated record. The coding region runs from base 1 to 633 and encodes 210 amino acids. The transcript is spliced from 4 exons. Lineage: Eukaryota; Viridiplantae; Streptophyta; Magnoliopsida; Fagales; Juglandaceae.
AUGAAUGUAGAGAACCUUCGUCGACUUUCAAGAGCCGAACGAAUGACCGAUCAAUCUUCUUCUCAACUCUCCCAUUUGGGCCGUUUUCAUAAUAUUCUAGCUGUGUUAAAGAAGAUUUUAAGAAGAUACUUGCGCGUACUCUGUCGGCCUGUUAACAAGGAUACCAUCGUGAUCGAUGCGUUCUUGGACCCUGUUUGCCCCUAUAGUCGGGACUCGUGGCCACCUCUCAAACAAGCCGUCCAACACUACGGUCCCCGUGUUGGGCUCACCCUCUGCCUCUUCCCUUCACCGUCAAUAGCUUUCUCUUGUUAUUUGUUCUCUCUCAACUCUCCUUUAGAGAAGUUUUACAAUAACCCAACUCGCAACAUGUCCAGGGUCUCUGUUGUACAUCAUAUAGCCAUGUUUGCCGCACAAGUAAUUGGGAAUUCCUAUCAUAAUGCCGUACAUUCUGGCUUCAACGACGAUAAAUCGGGUCUUAAGACAAGGAUUUCCUUCAAGUAUGCUGCCUCGAGGGGAGUGUAUGGAACGCCUUCUUUCUUUAUAAAUGGAUUUUUUCUACCUCAUGCUGGUUCUACUACAAAUCAUACUUGUUGUAAUUCUGAUUUGCUUGUAGUUUCAAGAUCAGAGUCUUGA